AUAAAUAUAAACCCUAAUCUUCUCCAACUCUUCUCCUACAACAAAGCCAAAAAAGAAAACCCUAAAGUCUUCCUCUAGAUAUGGAACCAAGCCCACCCUUUAUCACCAAGAAGCUAUCUAACUUGGCUCGUUUAAGUGUAUUCAUGAUAAGAAAAGGGUUCUCAAAGGGCAAGCUAGUGCUUGACGACCUUCAAUUCUUAAUGAAACGUGGGAAGAUCGUGGGAAAAGCAUUAAACGAGGCAUCACUGAGUUGCAGGUCACGUGACGUGCAUCUUUCCUUCGUAUCACCAAUGGAGUACGAGUUCAGCUGCCGUACAAGUCCGUCGCAUCAACCUUACGUCCCCUUCAAUGGCAGAAAGCGAAAAGCUGCCGCCCGUUACCGUUACUACGCAGGGCGGCCUCGGGGGGGAGACGGUGUGGUUUUGGGAGCAAUGGGGUGUAGAGAUUCGGGUGAUUACGUGUCGCCGAAGCCAUUAAAAGGAAGGAGAGUGCAUAUUAGUAGGGAGUUGCCAUUGGUGUUGAAGGAUCAUGAAGAUGAUGAGGAUGAAUACCGUGUAGAUGAAGCGGCUGAGGAGUUUAUUCAAAGCUUUUAUACGCAACUAAGGUUGCAGAAAUGGUUGGCUGUCAUGGAAGCAACCGAUUACUAUGGCUAAAAACCCUAAAAAAUUGUAUAAUUUUGGAAGUUUAUAUAUAUGUUGAUCCUUUGAUCUUUAGGGGAAACAAAUUCAACAGAUAUGUAACAUAUGUAACAUUUCAGCAAAGGUUUUUAACGACAAAGUUGUUCUUUCCUGCUAUCUUUGUCCCUUUGGUUUUCUUUUUCAUUUUUAACUCAGAUUUGAUUCUGGGUAUUUUGUAUUUAAGUAAUGGAUAUGAAACUUUGCAAUUAAGAAA
Molecule: messenger RNA, 891 nt
Organism: Gossypium arboreum
Lineage: Eukaryota; Viridiplantae; Streptophyta; Magnoliopsida; Malvales; Malvaceae
Exons: 1
Coding region: 81-653 (190 amino acids)
Source: RefSeq, a predicted model, not a curated record